CCCGACAGCUAGGUCGAAGCUCCCCUCGACCCAUCUGCCUCCGUCAUCUCUCCACAUCCUUCGUGAACAUCGUCUACCUUUGUUCUGCUACUCACUGCAUCACUUUUGCGCUCGUCUGCUGCACACGCUCAUCUCCGUGUGCCUUUGUUUUCCCACAUCUCCAUCUGCCCACCAGCCACAAGUUCUUGAAUCAUGCCGGGGGUUCGUAAGUACAAUCCCCAUUCACCCUCAGUGUCUCCCUGGCGCCUAUUCCACCGUCACCUGUGAUUGCGACCACGCACACCUGCUCUCAUGCACAUAUUUCCUUCCUACCAUUGCCCCAUUGCCACACCAAUCCACGCACCCCACCUCCUCUCCAAGACUCGCCAUCUAACGCAUUCCCUGCCCCAGCGCUCGACGCCAUGGACCAGAUGAAGAAGGCCCUCAAGGGCAUCUUCAAAGGCAAAAAGUCCAAGAAGGAUGAGUUCGAGCCCGAGGAUUCCCAGCACGCUGCCGCUCCUGAGACGGCCACACCAUCCAAUGCCGCGACCAAACCUAGCGAGACGACGCCUGCAGCUUCCGCCCCCGCUACUGCGCCUGAGGCCGCGAAGACGGAGACAUCGACUGCUCCCGCUGAACUGCCUCAGCCUGCUGAGCCCGCCGCUGCUCCUGCCGCUGCUCCAGCUGCGGCCCCGGCCCAAGGCGAAAGCAACAAGGACGAAGCUGCUGCACUGACCUCGGUCAAGAAAGCCACGCAGAGUAGGUCAACAUCUCGUUCAAUCUCUACUCCACAACACUACCACGAUCAAAAUGCCUGGGACGGGUCCAGGCGACGGAUGAAAGUCGCCCUGGACAACCAGUGGAAUGAUCCCAUCUAGGCGUCAGCAAGCUCUCC
Messenger RNA from Bipolaris sorokiniana ND90Pr, 874 nucleotides. RefSeq lists its product as uncharacterized. Lineage: Eukaryota; Fungi; Ascomycota; Dothideomycetes; Pleosporales; Pleosporaceae. The record is from RefSeq and is a predicted model, not a curated record. Bases 402 to 857 code for a protein of 151 amino acids. The transcript has a single exon.